UGGAACGACAAAAGGUUUGGCCGCUAAUAGCCGGGAGCAAUUCUACUUUUAUAGUUCACUUCUGGUGUCGGAAGUGAUUUAUUCAUUAUUACAACCUAGCUAUUUAUCCGAGUAAGGUUAGUUCCUUGUUCCUCUGAAUGUUUCGAAAAGUACUGGAGCGAUCACGGCUCAAGUGGCGGUCAUACCGGCACCGAUUUUUGCCUUGGAUUGUUUUAAACAUUUCUAAAAAUGAGAAAACACUUCGACAUGUUCAAGAGCGCCGUGAGGACAAGUUGGUCCCGGACGAAGAGGUCUCACGGAACCUCCUGCAUUUCUUCCGAGUUCUCCACAGGGCAAAUCGUCGUGUGGAAUUCGGUAAUUUCCACAGCCAGGUAAUAAGUGACUACGAGCGGCGUGUACAUGAUGCCAUGUUCCAAUCACUUGGAUUCUGCAUCGACCGGAAGCCCAGCACACUUCCCAAUGCAGGAAAUGGAGUGUUUGUCACCAGGGGCUUGGUACCCAAAGGAGCAACAGUUGCCAUGUAUCCUGGUACCAUCUACCAAGCUUAUGAGCCUAUUCUCCUUCAAUCCAUCAGAAACCCAUUCGUCUUUCGAUGCAUCGACGGCGUCUUGGUUGACGGAAAUGACAAAGGGAUCUCCAAGAUGGUGUACAAGUCAUGCAGUGGCAGAGACCGAAUGGGCCCUUUCAUGAUGAGUGAUACCACCUGGCUGACAGUCACUCCACAGAAUCCGCUGGCAGUGGGUCAGUAUGUGAACAAUUGCUCUAAUGAGAGGCCCGCCAAUGUGUGCUACCAGGAGUAUGAUGUUCCCGACACACUUCCCAUGGAGUUUCGGUGUUAUCUUCCCAAUGUCAACUACAGUGCGCAUUCGCAGAGACCUCUUCGCUGUGUGGUCCUUGUAUCACUCAGAGACAUUACAGCAGGAGAGGAGCUAUUUUCCAACUACUACACUAUUGUGCAUUAGAAGCAUCAAUAUGACAUUGACCUAAUAAGGACCACUCAGAGCGAAUUACCCAAAAAUAAAAUGUGCCUCCACA
Molecule: messenger RNA, 1035 nt
Organism: Hippocampus zosterae (dwarf seahorse)
Lineage: Eukaryota; Metazoa; Chordata; Actinopteri; Syngnathiformes; Syngnathidae
Gene: setd9
Product: SET domain containing 9
Exons: 1
Coding region: 138-962 (274 amino acids)
Molecular function (GO): protein binding
Source: RefSeq, a predicted model, not a curated record